AUGGCUUUAUACGCGGCUCUUGGGCCGAACCACCCCCCAACAUCAGCGGCGGAGCGAGAUCGCAUCCGCGAAUUGUCCAAGUACUACUGCACCUUCAGUCAUUCCGACACCGACGAGUCAUGCAGCCAGGCUGCGCCGACGGGAGAUGAGCAGCCUGGAGCCGCUUACCUUUCUCCCGAUGUCACACUCAAUGCCCUAGCACAGCUAGGUGUCUAUCGAUUUGGGUGUAAUCGCUCUUUCAUUUCUAUCAUCGAUGGCCAAAACCAACACAUCGUCGCCGAAACGACGGCUUCUAUAUCUUUGAGACACAAGGAGCAACACCUACCAGACGACGGCAUAUAUCUAGGUUUCAGAACCUUGGACCUUGCCUGGGGGGUUUGCCCUCAUACCAUAAAGUUAUUCACGGCCCAAGACACCUCGCUGGAACUCGAUACCCCUAAUAUCACCGCCAACCGCACUCGAUACAUUAUCCGCAACUUUGCCGAUGAAGAGUGUUUUAGGUAUCGCCCGUACGUGCUCGACUGGCCUCAUAUGCGUUUUUAUGCCGAGGUGCCUCUGUUCAGCCCUUCCGGUCACGUAUUGGGUUCCUAUUGUGUUGUGGACGACUCACCCCGAUCGGUUUUCGGAGAUACCGAAGUUGCGUUGCUGCAGGAAAUUGCGGAUGCCGUGGCGCAUCACCUUGAAAACGCUCGUAUUGUGCAUUUCCACCGCCGGGCCGAGAAACUUGUGAAAGGAGUUACCGAUCUUGUCGCAAAUCCUUCUGACCCUGAAGCCGAGCUCAAAGAUUCAUAUACCUUCACAACCCUUGCGGUUCAGUCUGACCAGGACAGCAAGGAUGAGCAUGCUGGGACAUUUUCGGUGCAGACGGAAGAUCAGAGUUCAAAGCAAGUAACGGAUAAAAUUUCCUUGUUAUCAUUGGACAAAAAAGAGUCCAAUUAUACUGAAAAUACUUCAGUCCUCUUGCGGGACGAGGUUUGGAAUGCUGACGAGCUGGUUGGGCGAAAUGGAAAGGAUGCCAAUUCUUGGACGAACCUAAGUUCUAGCCAAACCAUUUCUCGGUCUAUUUCAUCCAUAUUUUCACGCGCCAGUGGUAUAUUAAGAGACUCUAUGGACCUUGACGGAGUGCUGUUUGUGGAUGCGUAUCAGAGCAACUCAGGAACUCAAUCGGCAGAACCACCGGGGCCAUCUCCUAGACCAUUACACUCCGGCUUUCAUUCCGGUCUAGCUUCAAUUCAAAUGGGCGUUUACCAUGGUGAAACACCACCACAAGAACUCCAACCGUGCGAGAAUUUGGGUCAGGCUUUCACAAGCUCCUUGAAAGCUGGUGAGAAUGGUCAUGAGAUCGUCUUGACAGAGCAACUGCUACAGAAGAUGAUUGCCACUUUUCCUUCCGGUCAGAUUUUCACGCUGGGUGAUCGGGCUAUUGAUAGCUAUUACCUCUCUUACCACAGUGGGGAGGAGGGCUCUAUCACCGAGCUCAACAAUUUCCGUGAAAUUUCCCGUGAGCUAGCGAAUCAAAUCCCCGAGGCAGACUCGGUUCUUUUCUUCCCACUAUGGGACUGGAAUAAAUCACGUUGGCUGGCCGGGACCCUACUUUGGACGAGCAAGAUGCAGCGUGCCUUGGGCAUGGAGGAGCUCGGAUUUUUUAAGGCUUUCAGCAACUCUAUCAUCUCAGAGGUCGCCAGAGUUGAUUGGGAUAAUACGGAGAACACCAAAUCACACUUCAUCUCAUCCAUCAGCCACGAGCUCCGUUCUCCACUUCAUGGUAUCCUUGGCAACACCGAGCUGUUAAGGGCCACCGCUCUUGAGCCAGGUCAAAAUGACAUGGUCAAAAUGAUUGAAGCCUGUGGCUUAACUCUCUUAGAUGUUCUGAACCACCUGCUGGAUUUUACCAAAGUCAAUCAUUUGACAACGCCGGUCUCUCAAGGCAGCGACAACUUCAACACCGACCUGAAGGGGCUGAUUACCGAUUUCGACCUGGGGAAUUUACUAGAGGAAGUGACUGAGAUCAUGCUCACUUCACAGCUGCCACGAGGGGAGAAAAGCUCCGCAUCUGAACCCCAGGGCCCCUUAGGUGUUUCGGCUGAACUCCAGGUUCCAAAUGACGGAGAAACGCUCUCUGUUGUCGUCCAAAUAGAAGACCAGAAUGUAUGGAAGGUGCGCUCAGUUGCGGGAGCAUGGCGUAGAAUUGUCAUGAGCCUUGUAGGAAACUCCAUGAAAUGGGCUCAACACGGUCUCAUUGAGGUAUCUCUUUCCAGGAUCAAGACCGAUGGCUCUGGUCCUGUACUUGCCCAUCUGUCAGUGACAGAUACAGGAAGUGGCAUAUCUCAAGACUAUCUUAGGCAUUCUGUCUUUUCCCCGUUCUCCCAGGAAAAUCCCCUUUCGGAAGGCGUCGGGCUUGGACUGAGUCUUGUGCACAAGCUUGUCGCUUUUCUUGGGGGUCACAUUGAUGUGAAAAGUGAGUUGAACGUAGGGACACAAGUGGAUGCCUACAUUCCUAUCAAUUCUUGCGACGAGGAUGGCUUGGAAACAGAAGCCUGCAACGACAUUCCGGACUCAAGGCCCGCCAUUAGAGCGUGUCUUGUUGGUUUCAACGAUUUUCCAGACCUGACUGAAGUCCCUACCGGGAUCUUGAGCACUGAAGCGAAACGGAAGCUAUCGAUUCAAAGUUCUCUUAGCAACGUCAUCUUAACCCAGCCUAAUUGGAGCGUUUCAUUUGCAGAGACUUUGGAGAAAGCAGACGGCGAUAUCGCGAUAAUUGAAGACACAAGACUGCAACAAUUGAUGCAGGCUGAUGCUUUGGCACUGGCCCAGUCCAAGAUCCAGCGUUUCAUCGUGCUGGGCGAGAAAAAGUCAUUUUCAGGGGAUUAUGCCAAAAUUGAUUUCGUUCGCGUAUCUCAUCCAUAUGGCCCAUGCAAGCUGUUCAAUGCCAUCGAGUCAAUUUUGAAGAAUCCUAGGUUCUCAGUCACACCUCCUGAGACCGAGACUCAGUCACACCAAGCGCUCAAUACCACUGAAGAUGCGCCGUCUGGUCCUGAAAGUCCGAUGCAGCAUAAACCUGCCCCCGCUGCCGCUCCUCAUAUCCUUGCAACUGAAGCGCCUCGGCCGUUGGUUGAAAAGGAUGAUGGAAUACACGUUUUGAUUGUAGACGACAACAACAUCAACCUCAAAAUAUUGUCUACCUUCGUGCGUAAAAUGGGCUGCAGCUACGAAACAGCUUCAAAUGGGUUGAUUGCUUUGAACAAGUACAAGGAGUCCGAAAAACCCUUCACAUACAUUUUGAUGGACCUCUCUAUGCCUGUCAUGGAUGGGCUAGUUUCUACGAAAAGCAUUCGAUUGUUUGAAAAGGAGACCGGUGCACCGGCAUCUUGCAUUAUGGCUGUCACAGGUGUCGCUUCUGCUGAAAUGCAACAGGAGGGGAAGAUGGUGGGUUUAGAUGACUACCUCAUCAAACCAGUCUCCCUCCAAAGGUUGAAAAAAGUAAUGAACAUGAUAUGA
This is a messenger RNA of Penicillium angulare, 3498 nucleotides long. RefSeq names its product GAF domain-containing hybrid sensor histidine kinase/response regulator. The transcript has 7 exons. Lineage: Eukaryota; Fungi; Ascomycota; Eurotiomycetes; Eurotiales; Aspergillaceae. Gene Ontology annotation, molecular function: phosphorelay sensor kinase activity; histidine phosphotransfer kinase activity; protein binding. Bases 1 to 3498 code for a protein of 1165 amino acids. The record is from RefSeq and is a predicted model, not a curated record. Gene Ontology annotation, biological process: phosphorelay signal transduction system; protein autophosphorylation.